Messenger RNA from Leptopilina heterotoma, 2115 nucleotides. RefSeq lists its product as uncharacterized. The transcript has 3 exons. Gene Ontology annotation, cellular component: nucleus. Gene Ontology annotation, biological process: central nervous system development; regulation of transcription by RNA polymerase II. The record is from RefSeq and is a predicted model, not a curated record. Gene Ontology annotation, molecular function: DNA-binding transcription factor activity, RNA polymerase II-specific; RNA polymerase II cis-regulatory region sequence-specific DNA binding. Bases 187 to 1953 code for a protein of 588 amino acids. Lineage: Eukaryota; Metazoa; Arthropoda; Insecta; Hymenoptera; Figitidae.
GGUUCUACUGAAACCACGCCGUAAUAAAUUUGGCGGUUAACCAGUUGCAUGUGGCUGUGUUAAACGGUAGCUGGGUGAAAAAAGGUUAUAUACAAAUUUCUCUUUUGGAUAGAAGGCAAAAGUUGACUUAAACUCAGUGUGUUAGUGUUUAAAAAAGGUGGUAAAGUGUCUGGAAUUUAAAAAAAAAUGGCACUUCACACACCAAAGCGUGCACCUCGUGUCUUGGCAGAGAUGUUACCCUGUAGCCCGCCCAUGUGCGACACGAUGCUCUACCCCUGGAAUUGGGGCGACGAAGCAAGAAAUCUCAAUUUAAGUCCAGGUAGUUCCUGUUCAUCGCCAGAAUAUAUUGCCGGUCAAAAUGGACCAAAUGCAAGGAAUCACAGCUCCGAAAAUCAUCGUCGAGGACGUCCUCGCGCAGAUGCUCUCUCAAAUUUAAUGAUGCAAGGAAGCACAAGUCCAAGCAGUAUAAAAUGCACCUUUUGCAAUCGUGUAUUCCCAAGGGAAAAAAGCCUUCAAGCACAUUUACGAACUCAUACAGGUGAACGUCCUUAUCCUUGCGACUAUCCAGGAUGUAUAAAGGCCUUCACUCAAUCGGGCCAACUGAAAACCCAUCAACGACUUCACACGGGGGAGAAACCAUUUCUUUGCACUGAGCCAGGUUGUGAUAUGCGUUUUACACACGCAAAUCGUCACUGUCCCGAUCAUCCCUAUGCAACAUUAACACGUUCCGAUGAUUUCGUAUUAAAACCCGUCUCCGAAAAUAGUGAAUUAUCACAGGAAGUUGCUCGCUGGCUAGAGCGCUACAGACUAUCACGUGAACGUGAAGAUCGAACUCCAACAGGGAAGAGCGAACAGAAAAUGUUAAAGUCCUGGAAGGGUAACAGUGAAUAUUUUCGACGUGGAGGAAAAUUCAAGAAGGGCCUGAUAAUGGACGCAAAUGGCGAGCAGGAGAACUUGGAUCGUAAGCCACUAAACAAACGGCUCUAUUGCGCUGAAAAUCAGGACAGUCACGACGAUAGUCAAGACGAGGAUCCCAUUGAAACAUGUACAAUGCUACACAUGUCCGAGGAUGACGAACCGUCGUCAAUGAAAUUGCCGACAACGCCUCGACGACCGCUCGAUCGACUUCAGCCAAAGAAACGAUGGCUUCGUGAAGCCUGUCUCGAGCAACAACUAGCUAAACCCCUCAGAUGGGACGUUCAUUCCACGGCUCUAUCACCUCACUCAACAACUGAAUUAAAUCUACUCCACAACACCGAAGACACGACCAAUCUCUCAAAGGAAUGGAGUCUCUCCGCCUCAACCUCUCCUGGAAUCAUCCCAGAAGAAAAAAUAAAAGUCGCCGACGCAUACAUCGAAAAUGAAAUAUGCUGGGACCUGGGAGUCGCUUCAAAUGUCUCUGUCACUGACACAACGAAUACAACGGAAAACCGUAGCGUCACAUCAACCUCACGCAAUUUGGAGCGUGAAUUUUGGGAACCAUCCUGCGAAUCAUUGGCCUGUUUGACAAACAAUAACAAUGGACCAAACGCCAUUCAACAUCACGAAGAAAUAAAUGGCGAAGUCUCAAGCUCAUGGAAUAUGAAUAUACAAAAUGAUCUUCUCAAUGAUUCCCAAUGUCAUUCGUCAUCGAAAUUUGAGGAUAAAUCAAUGCUCAAUACAAUCACCCGCACUGAAAACGAAACACGACCGACUGUAUUAAUGCUCGCUGGUUCAGCUUGCAAUAAAAAUAAUCUACAAUCGCCAACAUCGAGAUUCAACAAUAACGAUGCAAAAGUUGUCGUUAUUCCCCAAGAAGAAGUUGUGAAAAUACAAUUUCCCGAGGAUAAUCAAAAAUGGCUCGGUGCAUUGGCACUCAUGGAAUUGGCAAAGGCUCAAGAAGAAGAGGCUGUACGUGCUCUCACUAAAAUAAAGAGAGAAUCCUGCGAUAGAAUUAAUUAUACAAAUUUAUAAAUCGAACUGUGAUUCUUUUUAAGUCAUUCGAUUUUUUUUAAUACUUUCUUUUUAUCAUUCGUAAUCAAGUACAUUACGAAUAAGACGGGUUUUCAAAUUUUUGGUCGUUUUAAAUCAUUUUUAAAACAUUUUUAUAACUAAAUAAAAAAUUACCGCUCUAAA